AGGUGUGUAUGGUGGUCUGUUGCUGCCAUCCCCACUCCUGCCUAAGCCGCUGGACUAUGCGGCCACGAUUCCUUUAGCACCUGUAUGGUCACAUGCGGUGCCCCCGCCAUGUCCCGCUGAAGGCGGUUCUCUUUCAGGAGAUCGCAGCGACGCUUGGCGUUGUCCAACCGUUUCACGCCCAUGAGUCAUCGCCGCGGCGGCGGGUUCGUUUGCGGUGCCGCCUCAGGCUCCCUUUGUCCAACCGUUUUACGCCCACGAGUCAUCGGCGUGGCGGCGGGUUCGUUUGCGGUGCCGCCUCAGGCUCCCUUUGUCGCUCCUGAUUCCACACCUCCGGUUGACGAUGUGGAUAGCUCUGCGGCAGUCGGCGGCAAGCUGUGUUCGGGCGGCAGUAGCAACGUGCGUGUGUGUGUGUGGAACGCGUGUCGGAGACGGUUGUACGCUCUCCGCGACGCUAUGGCCGGUGUGGAUGAGCAUCGCGGACCGGUCAGCGACGUUAUUGAUCGGCUGCUCCACUUGUUGUUGCCAGCCAUCCGUGCGGAGUUUGGUGUCGAGGUAGCAGAUGUGAUUUCUUCUUCGUUGCCAUCUCGGUUGUGCGGUCGAGAUUUCACGUUGCGUUAUAUGCCAAGCGAUUCCGGUGUUGACUAUGGUCAGGGGGGUUCGCAAGGUUCAGCGAGCGGAGGGUUGGGAGAGUCUCAUGACGGAUCGCAGAACUCGUUCCCGUUAUCGCGUCGCGCAUCGCAGCGCAGUGACAGAGGGCGAGGCAGACCCCACAGCACGGGUCGCUGCACACCGACACCCGCCCGGCCGCAAACAUGGUGGGAUAGUUGGGAAGGUGUUGACCAGUGCGGUUCUCGGCCAGAAAUUGGCCGUGCCAGUGUUGAGGAGGCGAUGGUGUUGUGGAGUGGACCGACGACGCCGGAUGUUGUGUUUCUGGAGCCGGUCAAGCUUCUUCAAUUGCUGGCCAUGUUUCAUCUAUAUUGCCCGUGGCACAAGGACUCGUGCCGUGUGUCUGUGGAGUCUGUCUCCUAUCCUGCGCAACUCUGUAAGCUGACGUUCGUAUGCGACAAGAAAUACAAAUGGACGUGGCACACGGCACUCGUCACCACGAACGUAUAUCAGUCGCGACUGAUGCAGCAGCUCUUUCAUGCGACGGUCACCACCGGCCUUACGUUCACGCUCCUCGACAACUUUUAUGUUGGUUUAGGGAUGAUGUGCUCGGUGCACAAACCCACAUUCUAUAAGUUUAUGCACACAGAACCGGGGGGGGCGGAGGGGUGGAAUGCCAAGGUCGUACGGCAGGGCAUAAAAUAUUGUGAACUUGCCAUUGACACUGUGAUGCGCCGUGGUGAGCCAGUGACAUUGAUGGUUGGUGGUCGAUAUGACUCUGCUAGAGGCGCGCAGCAUUGCACUGUCAUCGCGAUGGAGUACGAGACUCGGCUUGUUGUAGGUGUUCACACUCUCCGUCCGAAGAUUGAAGGCAAGGCAUCGAAUGCGCUUGAGGUGCCAGCCCUCGUGCAACUUUUGCGAGGGCUAAUGGAGAAGGGGUUGAAGGUCCGGUGCGUUGUCUCGGAUGAUUGUGCCGCGCUAGGACCGCGGUUGCGAGCUAUGAACAUCGAGUGGCAGAAGGAUUGCCACCACAAAAUUAAAAACAUUCGAAAGCACUUCCAUAGUACGUUGCAACUGAAGGAAGUAAACAAAGUGAGCAACCCGCACGAGUGUGUGUCAGAGGCGCAGUUUAUGCAGUUCACAAAGAAGCGGCUAAAGGAGGUGUUGGAGCAGCGUUUCGGACCUGACGUCCUCACACCUGCUGAGGAGCGGAUGAAGAAAUCGGAUUUCGUCGCUGUCGUCAUGCGAAAAAUGUACCCCUACGGAUCAAGGUCGAACGCUCGAGCGUUGGAGACUGAUCCACCCGGCCUAACAGAGUAUCAUGCGCAUGAGGUUGGGAUGUGGUUCCUCCGUGCUUGCCAGCUGUGCAGCGAGGAGGACGGAGACGCUGACAGUCUACACCGCGACAUCAUGUUGGUCGUCAAUCAUUGGGCUGGUGAUCAUUCGGGAUGUGUCGACGGUAGGGAGGUUCUGUGCGAGAAGGUCGGUGGGCGUGCACGAUUGCCUUUGUAUAGCCGCACGGACACAGUCUACGAGCUCGUUCUGCGUGUUCUCGAUAAACAAUGCAGCACUAACAUCACGCCGUACUACAUCGAGUUUCGGCACACAUCGGCAGUGGAGACUUUUCAGGGCACCAUCAUCAUCUAUGCGAAGAAGUUGGUGCAUUUCGGGAAGUCUUACUGUGCACGUUUGUCGAUCGCAGUGAUUCGGGGGAACAGUCACUGCUGGCGCGACCUGGUCGGGUAUGUUGCUCGCAUAGCUGCGGGCACUUCCAUACGUGCGAGACCAGGCUUCCGUCGACACUACGGUCACGAGGCGAUCGACUGUUGGGAGGACAGAUUGGCGGCGUCCGUGUUCGGUUCGGCUCAUGUUUCAAACUGGGCUCGAGAGCUUCUGCGACAGGAGGUUUGUCCUUAUGGAGCCGGACCAUUGCCGCGUGAUUUGUUCGUCAACGGUGGGCGCGACCCAGUAGAAGUCGUUGAUGAUGCUGCCUCCGGUUCUGACCAUGAGGCGGUGGGGGAGAACCGUGUUUUCAUCAUCAGUUACGUGGAGGACGAUGCGGUGCCUGCAUGUGAUGAUUGGGUCCAGACAUCGAGCUCCGAAUCUGAGGGUGACGAUAUAGAGUUAUUCAGCGUUUGACUGGUUGAAUGGCUUUAUCG
Messenger RNA from Chara braunii, 2765 nucleotides. NCBI's taxonomy places the organism in Eukaryota, Viridiplantae, Streptophyta, Charophyceae, Charales, Characeae. The record is from the annotation of a GenBank genome assembly.